Molecule: messenger RNA, 1741 nt
Organism: Bolinopsis microptera
Lineage: Eukaryota; Metazoa; Ctenophora; Tentaculata; Lobata; Bolinopsidae
Product: thymidine phosphorylase-like
Exons: 10
Coding region: 16-1383 (455 amino acids)
Biological process (GO): pyrimidine nucleobase metabolic process; pyrimidine nucleoside metabolic process
Cellular component (GO): cytosol
Molecular function (GO): pyrimidine-nucleoside phosphorylase activity; 1,4-alpha-oligoglucan phosphorylase activity
Source: RefSeq, a predicted model, not a curated record
CAGUUACCUGUUACAAUGGUUAUUCUGUCAGUCCCAGAGAUUCUGUCAAAGAAGCGACAAGGGGAUGAGCUACAAGAUGGGGAACUGGAGUAUUUUAUUGAGUGUGUCUGUAAUGAAGAAAUCGAUAGAAGUCAGAUUGGUGCAAUGCUGAUGGCGUUUUGUCUGCAAGGUCUGACUACUAAAGAGACCGUAACGUUAACCAAGUCUAUGAUGAACAGUGGGACGGUUCAACAGUGGGACCCCUCCUGGAAGAUGGUGGACAAACACAGCACUGGCGGGGUGGGAGAUAAAGUAACCUUCCCGCUAGUGGCAGCGGUUCCACUGUUCGGGCUCAAGAUGCCCAUGGUAUCUGGCAGGGGACUAGGACACACUGGCGGAACUGCUGAUAAACUUGAGUCUAUACCAGGUUUUAAGAUAUCCCUAACGGAGGAACACAUGAUGAGGACACUAAGAGAUGUGGGGUGUUAUGUGACUACCCAGUUUGGGAACAUUGCUCCUGCUGAUAAGAUCCUCUACUCUAUCAGAGACAUCACCUCCACUGUAUGUUACGCUCCUUUAAGUUGCUCAAGUAUCAUGAGCAAAAAGCUUGCGGAGGGACUGGGGAGUCUUGUGCUGGAUGUAAAGUCAGGAGUAGCCUCAACAACAGACAGUCACGAGCAGGCAGAGUGGCUAGCCCGGAUGAUGGUGGAUAUAGGGCACGGUAUGGGAGUCAACACAACUGCAGUGCUGACGGAGAUGAACACUCCUAUCGGCUACACUAUCGGCAACUCACUGGAGAUGAUUGAGUCGUUAGAGUGCAUGAAAGGGAACGGACCAGCUGAUCUGGAAAUUAUAGUGGCAGUCCAGGGAGCUAUACUCCUCUGUGACGCAGGCAUUGCUUCUACUCAGGAACAAGGAGAAAAAAUGAUCUUGCAAACGUUCAGAGACGGAACAGCCCUUGAAAAAUUCCUUCAAAUCUUAGGAAACCAAGGAGUGGAAAAAGGAACGUUAGAAUUGUUGAGGAAAGGAGAGUAUGAUCAAGUGUUUGAAAAGCCAAAAUUCGUCGAAAACAUCAUAGCUCAACAGCCAGGGUUUAUAGAAGCUGUGAACGCGAUGUCGCUGGGAACAGCUACUGUGCUACUGGGUGGAGGGAGGCAGCUAGCGGGGGAUAAGAUAGACCCUGCUGUGGGGAUAAAACUAAUCCGAUCCAAAGGAGAUCAGGUCGAACGCGGAGAUAUUUUAGCUGAGAUCCACCACAAUGGCAAGCUAUCCAAAAUGUUGAGAACUAGGAUUGAAGAAGCUUUUCUUAUCGGUGAAAGCAAGUCUCCAAUAAGACGAGUCAUUGCAAUUGUGAAGCCCGAUGUUCCUACUGUUGAUUACGAAGUUUACAGGAAUCAGCACUGACCAAAGAAUUACUGAAUACUGCGUUUGAGUUUUGAGAAAACGUUAAUGCUUUAUUUCGGACAAUUUAAUUUUACGCCUCAAGGGCUCAUAUUGCUAUCAGACUGAGAUUUAAUAAUAUUAAACUUACGGACUAUAAGUAUAAAGACUUCACACCAUGACAUAAUCUGAAAUUUUUACUUUUAUUUUUGGUGAUUGUUUGUUUCAGCCUUUAAAAUGUCUAAGUAUUUUCUAAAUUAUUUACUGAAUACUUUUUGGCUAUGAAGUUUUCCUAUAAUCUUUAUCCGUAUAAAUAUUGAUAAUGAAACGAAACUUUAGGACAAAGUAACCGAAAAUAUCAUUCAUUAGCACUUUCCCGAAA